Messenger RNA from Necator americanus (New World hookworm), 270 nucleotides. RefSeq lists its product as uncharacterized. The record is from RefSeq and is a predicted model, not a curated record. Bases 1 to 270 code for a protein of 89 amino acids. NCBI's taxonomy places the organism in Eukaryota, Metazoa, Nematoda, Chromadorea, Rhabditida, Ancylostomatidae. The transcript has a single exon.
AUGCUUCGACUCGUUUGCCAAUACACCGCCAUAACGCCCGACUCUCCCGAAUUUGCCUUAGGAGCCCUGCUUUACAACAAACUUCCACGCUUCGUCAGAGCGAAGAUCUACAACAUGACUGGUGGACAACGGAACCUCGCACCUUCAGAACUAAUAAAUUUACUCGAAGAAAUAGUACGAAAGGAAUCUACCCUACGACAAAUGGACUAUUCAACUGCUUCUCAUAAAAUGUCCUAUCACGUCGACGUAAGACCCGGACGUCACCAAUAG